AUGGCUCCUAAAAAGUGUCCUGCCCCUUCUAAGGCUUCUGGCAAAGAGCCUAAAAGAAAGGUCGUCAUGAAGCUCAAUGAAAAGGUGAAAGUUCUCAAUAUGAUGAAGGAGGUCAAAAGUUUCGCCAUGACAUACUUGGAAGCUGCCAAAACAAAAUUUACAAGGGGCUAUAAGGGCCUCAGCCCUUCUAAAAUUACAACAACAGUGGGCCAGAAUGUUGGGGCAAUUACUUAUGCUGGAAUUAAACUAAGCUUUUGGGAUCUUGGAGGACAAGAAGAAUUACAGCCACUUUGGGAAAAGUAUUAUGCAGAAUGUCAUGCUGUAAUAUAUAUGGUGGACUCAGCAGAUCGGGAGCGAAUGGGUGAAUCAAAAGAAGCCUUUGACCGAAUGAUAUGCAGUGACAAUCUUUCCGGAAUUCCUCUUCUUGUCCUUGCAAACAAACAGGACCUUCAGGACUGCAUGGGUGUCAGGGAAGUAAAACCAAUAUUUAAUCAGUCAGCAGAUCUCAUUGGACGACGGGAUUGUAUGGUGAUGCCUGUAUCAGCUCUCACAGGGGCUUUUGGACCCCUCUGCAAGGCUGCUCUCUGCUGCACAUACUCUAUGAGAGCCUUGCUCCCUGAAUGGAAUCCAACUUCUGAUGGUAGUAAAAUCCAGAAAGAUUUCUGGAUCAGGUGAGAAUGUUUUGGGUUUCGUGCAAGAAACCUUUAGCUCAAAUGGCAGAGCGGAUUUUUGUCUAGCUGCACUACACACCAUCCUCUUCUUAAUUUGGGA
Molecule: messenger RNA, 771 nt
Organism: Macrobrachium nipponense
Lineage: Eukaryota; Metazoa; Arthropoda; Malacostraca; Decapoda; Palaemonidae
Product: ADP-ribosylation factor-related protein 1-like
Exons: 5
Coding region: 1-675 (224 amino acids)
Biological process (GO): intracellular protein transport; protein localization to Golgi apparatus; Golgi to plasma membrane protein transport
Cellular component (GO): Golgi apparatus
Molecular function (GO): GTPase activity; GTP binding
Source: RefSeq, a predicted model, not a curated record